CCCUCCGCAGCCCGCCCUGGGCAUGCGCCUCCCGCCCGCGCAGGCGCAGCGGGGCGGGCAGGUGACGGGGCAGCGCCGGGGCCGGCGCCAUGGUUUACAUCUCCAACGGACAAGUUUUGGAUAACCAGAGUCGGGCUCCUUGGAGUUUGUCAUCUAUAACAGAUUUCUUGUGGUCAAUAGCAGAUUUUGUGGUUCUGUUUUUCCAGAGCAUUAUUCAACCAGAUUUGAGAAGACGAGGCUACACAGCUUCCUCCUAUUCAGGAUACAAUGAUGGAAGAGGGCCUCCCGCACAUCCUCGCCGUAGGAUGGGUCGAAUAAACAACUGGGGUGGUGGCCCCAGUCCACCACCAAUGGCUGGAGGUGGAUGAGGAAGGUAAAUGCCUGCUGAGGAGGCAGGCAAAAACAUACACAUUUGCAAGAGGAAAGGGAAGAGUUUAGUGGUGGACCAAAUGACUUUGAAUGUUGUGAAUGUGUAUGUCUAACUGGAAACUGUUCUGUGGUACAAGCAGAUUAAUGAAGUUGUACUGGGAACUCCUUCUUUAAGGAUCUGGUGUAACUGAACUACGGUUUUAUUAAAUACAUGUUUACUGUCUAAA
This is a messenger RNA of Apus apus (common swift), 596 nucleotides long. RefSeq names its product selenoprotein K (gene SELENOK). The transcript has 5 exons. Gene Ontology annotation, biological process: endoplasmic reticulum calcium ion homeostasis; calcium ion transport. Lineage: Eukaryota; Metazoa; Chordata; Aves; Apodiformes; Apodidae. Gene Ontology annotation, cellular component: Golgi apparatus; endoplasmic reticulum membrane. The record is from RefSeq and is a predicted model, not a curated record.